Heteronotia binoei (common prickly gecko) is the source of this 2677-nucleotide messenger RNA. It is a transcript of the gene RAB12, whose product is annotated as RAB12, member RAS oncogene family. Gene Ontology annotation, molecular function: GTPase activity; GTP binding. NCBI's taxonomy places the organism in Eukaryota, Metazoa, Chordata, Lepidosauria, Squamata, Gekkonidae. The coding region runs from base 16 to 753 and encodes 245 amino acids. The transcript has 6 exons. Gene Ontology annotation, cellular component: synaptic vesicle; trans-Golgi network transport vesicle; endosome. The record is from RefSeq and is a predicted model, not a curated record. Gene Ontology annotation, biological process: protein localization to plasma membrane; protein secretion; cellular response to insulin stimulus.
CCGCCGCAUGUGUGGAUGGAGCCGGGCUCCGGGUUGCAGCGGCGGGGGCUCGGCGGUGGGCUGGGCUCGGCCGGGGGCUCCCCGGGUCUCUCGGGGCCUCAGGGCCGCCGGAGGAAGCAGCCGCCGCGGCCGGCCGACUUCAAGCUGCAGGUGAUCAUCAUCGGCUCGCGGGGCGUCGGCAAGACCAGCCUCAUGGAGCGCUUCACCGACGACACUUUCUGCGAGGCCUGCAAGUCCACCGUAGGUGUUGAUUUUAAAAUCAAAACUGUAGAGCUAAGAGGAAAGAAAAUUAGAUUACAGAUCUGGGACACCGCAGGUCAGGAAAGAUUCAACAGCAUUACCUCAGCUUAUUACAGAAGUGCCAAGGGAAUUAUAUUGGUGUACGAUAUCACAAAGAAGGAGACGUUCGAUGAUUUGCCGAAGUGGAUGAAAAUGAUUGAUAAGUAUGCCUCGGAAGACGCAGAGCUACUACUGGUUGGGAAUAAAUUAGAUUGUGAAGUGGACAGAGAGAUCAGUCGGCAACAGGGAGAAAAAUUUGCACAGCAGAUAACUGGGAUGCGAUUUUGUGAAGCUAGUGCCAAGGACAACUUCAACGUGGAUGAAAUAUUUCUGAAGCUGGUUGAUGACAUCCUAAAAAAGAUGCCUUUGGAUGUUAUACGGAACGAAUUGUCCAACAGUAUCCUGUCCCUACAACCAGAGCCAGAAAUCCCACCAGAACUGCCUCCUCCGAGACCUCACGUCCGUUGUUGCUAACUUGCUGCUUCCUCCAGAGUGGAAGUGCGGAAGAGGUGGGGGGGAGGGGGAGCACCUGUCCUCCCAUGCACUACAAUCACGUGGCAGUUCCUUUGUCGCACUUUGAUCCAGAAUCAGAGCUACACACUAAUUUGUAAAUAUGCAAAUAUGCAAAACCUGGGGUAGGAUUUAGCUGUGAGUGGUUCAGUACAGCUAGUCCCACGCGCGGUUUCUUUCACUCCUCUUUCCCGGCGCUAUAAAUAUUGUACAUUUGGCUGGGGAAAAUACAGCGCUCCCAAACCUAGGAUGUAAGAAAUUAAAUGCAUACUUUACUUAUUCUGAACUUUAAAUGUUGUAAUAGUCCUUGAUAUCAACAGAAUCUCUUCUAGUAUAAUGGUGCUUUGCUAGCUUUUUUUAAAACAAAGGUUUUUUAAAAUUAGACAUUUAUAAAGCUUUCUUAAGCAGCAUUGUUUCCCCUUCUUCGAUUGACCAAGAAUUGUAACUGUUGCAUCUUAAAACGAUUGAGAGUGGGAUUCACCAAGUUCUGGCGCUGUGCAGCAUCCAUGCAGUGGCGCUUACUCAUCUGGCUCUGUGCAGGCCUCUCCGAAAUGCCUGGGGGUUGUGCGGCAGCAGAAUUUGUUGGACUAGGUUUUUUCGAACCUACAGAUGAGGAGUUGCUCAAUUUUCUUAUUUAUUAUGUAUUUUUAAUUUAAUUUUCUUUCUGUACUAAGGCACUGCUCUCAGCGCAGUUUUUAAUGGAUGAAUUGGCAACUGUCCCAAUUGGUUUCCUCCUUAAGUAUAAAUUGUGUAGUAAUUGGACUGUAAAAAAACAAAGAUAUAUUUGAAAGAUAUAAAAGAAAUCGCUGUUGUCCUAGACAAAUUAUUUUCAUUUUUAGAAUAUGACUUUUCCUUGGGUUAAGGGAUAUAUAUGUGUAUCUAUCAAUAUAAAUAGGGGAGAGGAGCUUGUUAAAAUAUACUUUUGUCCAUUGCAUUUAUUCCCAUCUAAUAUGCUGUGCUAAAGGCUCUUUUCUUUGUGUCUGAAUGAACUUGUGAACAAUUUUUUUUUUGGUAUAUCUUUUAUUAAAACUGCACUGUAUAGUUUAGCUGUGGUUAAGCCAGUAGUUACAGAUUUGAAUAACUUGAUAUGUCCUCAGUGUUGUUGUGGUAUGGAAAAGCAUUGUCGUUCUAAACUAAUGACGUGCCAAUAAAAUUUUGUAUUUAUGAAUGACAAUGGAGCAGCAUCUCAUUAGAAUGCCAAACAUCAAAUAUUGGCCAAAAAGGUAAAGUGUAGUCUGGGAAGACAAACAUUUUGAAUUCGCUCUCUAAUUUGUAAAAGCAGGAUCAAUGGAUAGACUGUAGCAAAGAGAUUAACACCUCAAAGAUCAUAGAAUAGAUCCACUGGCUUUGAAAUCUUAAAAUGUUUUUUUUUUAUUAUUAUUUCUAGUGCCUGAUUCCUUAAUCUGCUAAGGCAGUCUUCUCUUAGUGACAUGUUCCACUGACUUCCUGAGAAUUUAUCUUUAGGUUCUUGGGUAGAAUUAAGAAUGUUAAAUAAUUGUUUGCUGUUCAAGUAAAUGAAAGUUCCUACUGAUUUUGGUAUUGUGGUAGGAGAUACCUCUUUGGGUCAUUCAGUUUCAACCAAUAAAGGACGCACCAUUCAAAUUUAUUCCUAUUUCCACUACCACAACGUGCCUAUACAAGUGUCGUUCUUCACACAGACAUUGUGUGGCUUACUUUAGUGUUGACUAGACAAGGUUUGCCAUUUUUGUAGCAUUUGUAGUAAAGCUGUGGGCAAUAACAGAGGAAAGGAACUUGCAAACGAUACAUUUAAACUUGACAAACGUUUAGGCAACUUUCUGUAUUUAAAAACCUGUGUUUUUGCCUUCUGUUCUUGAAUAAAAAUAUGUAAGAAAACUCGGCCUAAAUAAAUGUUAUAUCUUACAAGGAA